GUAUUUGUAUUGAAGACAUAAAACCUUCAUCAGCUAAUUAAAGCAAGUCAACAUUCCUUAUUUUAGUGUAUGCACGUGUGCAUGUGUGUCUAUUACUACCAUACAAAGGACAUUUGCCAUCAAUGGCUUCUGUGAGGGAUCAAGUCGACGCCUGCAAGCAUGUUGAGUGAUUGGAUCUCCACUGAAAAGUGUUAACUUGUAUCUACGGGUAACCAAUGACACGAUUUUUGACCGAAAUGAUAGUCCUGUUUCUGUAUUUAAAUUUUGUUUAUUCCUGCUUGUAAUCACUCCAUGCGAAUUUUUCAGGUGGUCCAAAGUCAUAGUCAUCGUACAUGGUAUUGUGUCAGUGCAUUUAAACUUCCUUCCAGAUGAGCAACUGGUGGAGUGCAGUAGCCUAUGAAGCCACGGGUUGUCGUAAUGGACAUUGCAUUCACUGAUUACUAUAUGUGAGGGGUGAAGAAAGGGGUUAUAAGCGGCGAUACUGAUCGGAAAUCAUCACCGUUUCGCUAAACGCCGCAGGCCUUAUGCUGCACAUAGAUCGAUGUCCUUUUGAAAAGGAUUGAAUACAAAACACAACAACAAUAUAGGCAUUGAUUUCUUCCCAGUCACACUUUCCUUUUGCCUUUGUUACUGGAUCAAUGUUUUAUUCUUUUAUUCGAUUUAUCGUUCUUCCCUCCUCUUUCUGUUAACCUUUUAUUUUUCAGUGAGCAUAUCAUGCGACGCUUACACUUAGCGGUGUCCUCAAGGGUCAUGAUGUGUGGACGCCUUAUGCAAUCGUCUCUUUGCAGUAACGCAACAGAGCAAGAAGUUAAUGGAGGCAAUAUCGUUGUAAAAGAAUGCCCCCUUGCUGGUGUGUGUCUAUUAGAAAUGAGCUUACCAAAAACUAACGCACUCAGUUCAUAUCUGAUGUCGCGUCUUUUAGCUACUAUCAGUGAGGUUUGUGAUCCGGAAAAGGGCAUACAUCAAGGUAUCAUUCUCACCUCUAACACUCUAGGGAACUUUUGUGGAGAUUUCGACAUCAACGCAAUGUCCAAGUCUUCCUCCCAGGACGAAUUUAACCUCUACUAUGAGAAGCUGCAGACGCUUUUUGUAACUCUGCACUCUCUUCCUAUUCCUAUGAUGGUGGCUAUCAAUGGCCACGCCCUAUCUGGUGGUUGCAUGUUGGCGCUUGCUGCUGAUUAUCGGAUAAUGGUAAAUGCUGAUCUUACUGAAGGCAAGCCCUUCAAAAUUGGAAUACCCACGUGUCGCUAUGGUAUGAGAAUCUCACCUUACAUGGCUGGAUCACUAGACCAUGUUGUCGGGUUCAGAAAAGCAGAGGCACUGCUUAUAGAUGGAUCUCUGCUUACUGCCGAGGAAGCUCUUGCGUGUGGUUUAGUGGACGAGGUGAUAAGAACUCCCGAUGAGGCCGUUUUAGCAUGUUUAGUGGAAAUGGAGAAGUAUCUGAAGAUGCCAUCUUUUGUGCCAUACUGGCUCAUAAAGGAUGCAUUUCGGAAAAACCUACUGGCACCCCUAUGCACUCAGGCACUUAGAACAGCUGACAUGACCAACGCUUACGAUAUACAGCAGCUCCCGGGUGUUAGGCAAAAUAUUGAUUUACGCAUCUAA
Molecule: messenger RNA, 1605 nt
Organism: Phytomonas sp. EM1
Lineage: Eukaryota; Euglenozoa; Kinetoplastea; Trypanosomatida; Trypanosomatidae
Source: the annotation of a GenBank genome assembly